Messenger RNA from Schistosoma rodhaini, 4381 nucleotides. The record is from the annotation of a GenBank genome assembly. Lineage: Eukaryota; Metazoa; Platyhelminthes; Trematoda; Strigeidida; Schistosomatidae.
GAUUCUACUCUUAAGAAGCGGGUAUAUGAAAGUCCGAAAAUGUCAAGUCUUAGCUCGCGAAGUUCUCGCCGAAGGAAUGCAACAAACGAUGGUCAGUUGUCAGGUGAUCUGUUAAGUGCUGGAACUGCGUUUGAACGAACAGGGGAAUCAAGUCGUACACGUGGGAGAACACGACGUAAUCGGUCAGGACAUACCGAGCCCACAAGCAAUGCAGAACCAACAUCCGGUCUUCGCACAUCCGAAGUGGAGCCGGGUAGUCCUUUGUCAUACAGCGAUAUGUCUAGUGUGGCGACUGGAGUCGAAGAUGUUUUGAGCUCAGUUCGACCUGGUGUCAAUGAUGAGGUGGCUGUCCGUGCUGUUUUGUCUCAAUCUGGACCUCUUGUUCCCGCAACAAGUGUCCCUGGUACUACUGAUGGGUCGACUGCUAGUGGACCUCAGACUGUAAUAUGGGGAACCGAUGUAAACAUUGCUCAAGUGAUGUCAAGAUUUAAACACUUCCUAUUGACCUACAUUCCUCCAGACUUAACUGGCCAACCGAAUUUAACAACAGGCCAACCCAUAGAUCCACAAAGACCUCUUUAUCUCCAGCGAAUGGAAGAUCUUGCAAUAUCAGGCUCGACUGCCUUAGACAUUGACUGUGAACAUCUUCGUUCUGCCAGGCCAGAUUUGUAUACACAGUUGGUAACAUUUCCGAAGGAGGUUAUUCCAGCAUGUGAUGCUGCUACACAUGCCUUAUUUUUAGAUCGCUUUCGGGAAGUCCAAUUGGAAAGAUCAAUACAGGUAUUUCGUAUAUAUGUAUCAAGAUAUCUGUGUAUAUGUAAAUAUUGCUUUCAACUAUUAGGAAUGUUAAUAUGGCUUAAUCCUCACUUAUGGAAAUCCAAUAGUGAUAUUGGACUCAGUUCGGAAGAAAAAUGUAUUGAAUGUGCUAUUAUUUUAUUAUACCACAUAGUAGUUCUUGUUGUUACUAGGUUAGUAAAUGAAAGUUAAAACUACAUUAAACAGUUCAGAUAAAUAAACAAAAUCUCCCAUAACUAGAAAGGGACUGCUAGAAUCACGAGUGUGCCUCAAAUAUCUUGCAUGCUGUUUCAUUUGUCAGUUUUUUUGCAUAUUUUUAGAUUUUACUUCAAGCAGUUUCAUAUUUCGAAAUGACACUAAUUAACUUAUCAUCAUUACAGCUAAGCACACAUAACCGGACCUUGGCAUUGCUUAGAUUGUCAUCAUAUGUAAUCAAUUCUUUAGAACCAGGGAUGGUUGAACAUAGAGAGUUGCCGAACAUCUCCAAUCUAUGCAGGUUAGGUUUCAUAAUCGUAAGGAGGUUUAGAACUGGAAAACCAUUGCAAAGUGAGUUGUUUGAAACAUUAUGGAUGGAAAAUUAAAUACUUGGCGGAAGGGUGCUUAAGAUCUUUAGGGUAGUAAAACGUUUGAGCGGGUUUUUUAAUAUUUUUUAUGCCUGACAGCAGCUCUCUGAAGAAGGAUUUGUCUCUAGAAUUAAUUCACAAAACCAUUGAUUUUUUUGCUGUGAAUCGAGACUACAUUUUGACGUAUAUUUUUUAAUCACCAUAAAGUCUGCAAAUUUGAUAUUUUUUGUCUUAUUCCACUCCUAUAUUUCCGCUUACGAAUGCUGACAGUAAUUUAUCUUAUAUUAAGACAACGUAAGCCUUAACAACCAUAAGAUUAAAAGUUCGUAAUCCUCUUGAAGCGUAAUUUUAAUGUGAGACAAUCUAGCCAUUAUAUCAAUCUCUAUUUUAAGUUAAUUCUGUCUAAUAACCGAUCGAGUUUACUCCAAGCAAGUUCAGUGAUGUAAGAAAUUCAAGUCUUAUUAAAUACAUGUAAUAGUUUCUAUCGAGAUAAGUUAAUAGUCCGUUAUUUUAAAUCCUAAACGAAAUACCAAAACCAAAUAGUUCAAGUUUUUUCCCACAAGUCUGGUUCAUCAGCACUCUACAGUGAUGUAUGAAGUGAACUCGGUUCAAUAUCAGGCCGGAGAAUAACCAUAUUUAUCACUAGUAACCGUAGUUAUUCCUAAAGAUGCCCAUCGUUGAUUUGCUAAUCUUUAUUAAGUUCCAGGGAAGGCUUCUUAUACGUAGAUCGGCUACAAUUAGGUGUUGAAGGAAAUUUAACCUAAUUUUAUCCAAAAUAUUAAUACGAUAUUCUCUUGAUUUUAAGGUCGUAUUCACCUUCAUUUGUUGUACAAAAUAGAAAUAUUGUAACGUCAUUUAAAAAACUAACCUUUGAUUCUGGUUGUUUCAUCGUUACCAUUUUUUCUUCAGAUUCGUCCAUUUAAUUGUGCAAGAUCUCGAGAUCUACGCAGCCUUGAUCCAGAUGAUCUUGAUCAACUUGUAACUGUCUCGGGUCUUGUAAUACGUUUAUCCCCCCUCAUCCCUGAAAUGAUGCGUGCAGAGUUCAAAUGUGCCAUCUGUGGUGCAAUGACAUCUGUUCCAUGUGAACGUGGUCGUAUUGCAGAACCAGAAGCGUGCAUUCGUUGUCAUUCGGCGCAUACAGCUCAACUACAACAUAAUCGAUGUUUAUUUGUGGAUAAACAAAUGAUUAAAUUACAGGAAUCUCCAGAAAAUAUGCCUGCUAGCCAGACUCCUCAUACAGUACUUAUGUAUGCUCAUGAAGAACUUGUUGAUAAAAUUCAACCCGGUGAUCGUGUUAUCGUUACGGGUAUUUAUCGUGCAAUACCUCUACGAAUGUCUAACCGACAACGUACUCUUAAAGCAGUUUACAAAACAUACAUAGAUGUUCUUCAUUUUCUUCGAGAAGGCGAUGAUCGAGUUCAGAAUGAUGGGAUCGCUACUGACGAGAAUACUGCUAGUGAGGAAGCUCAUAUUUUACGUCAAUUCACAGAAGAACGUAUUGAAGAAUUUCAUACUCUGGCACGUAAACCUGAUUUAUAUGAACGACUUGCUGCUGGUAUCGCACCAACAAUUUAUGAAAAUGAAGACAUUAAAAAGGGUAUUCUUUUACAAUUAUUUGGUGGUACACGUAAAGACUUCACUGCUAAAGGACGUGGUGAUUUUCGUUCUGAAAUCAACAUACUUUUAUGUGGUGACCCAGGUACUUCAAAAUCUCAACUUCUGCAGUAUGUAUACCGUCUUACUCCUCGUGGUCAAUAUACUUCUGGCAAGGGAAGCUCUGCUGUCGGUUUAACAGCCUACAUUACAAAAGAUGCAGAAACGCGCCAAUUAACACUGCAAACUGGAGCAUUAGUAUUAGCUGAUAAUGGGAUAUGUUGUAUCGACGAAUUCGACAAAAUGUCUGAUUCAACUCGUUCUGUACUACACGAAGUAAUGGAACAACAAACUUUAAGUAUUGCUAAAGCUGGUAUUCUUUGUCAACUUCAUGCUAGAACUUCAAUUUUGGCAGCUGCUAAUCCAAUCGGUUCUAAAUGGGAUCCUAGCAAAACGAUUAUUGACAAUAUACAGUUACCUCAUACUCUUCUAUCAAGAUUCGAUCUCAUUUUUCUUAUAUUGGAUCCACAAGAUGAAGUUUAUGAUACAAGAUUAGCCAGACAUUUGGUUGGUUUGUAUUAUCGUGGUACUACUCCAAGUCAGAUUGAAAGCAGUCAGGAUAUUCCAACCAACAGUAAUAAUAAUACUCGAGGUGCACGUAGACCGCGUCCAGGAGCUGUUCUACUGGACAUGGAUAGUCAAACUGAUGAUGACCCAUCAUUUGUAAACGGAAAACUCUUGAAGGAUUAUAUAGCAUAUGCUAAGAUGAAAUAUUUUCCAAAACUAACGGAAGAAGCCGGUGAAUAUUUAGUUCGUGAGUAUGUAGAAAUGCGAAAACUGGGUUCAGGUCGUGGACAGAUAUCCGCAUAUCCUCGUCAACUUGAAUCACUUGUACGUUUAGCUGAAGCUCAUGCUCGUUUACGAUUAUCAAAUCAUGUUACGGCUGAUGAUUGUCGUGAAGCUCGACGUUUACAACGUGAAGCAUUAAAACAAGCAGCUAUUGAUCCUCUUACUGGCACUAUCGAUAUCAAUAUUUUAACAACAGGUAUCAGUAGUAGUGUACGUAAACGACGUGAAGAAAUGGCAAUGGCAAUAUGGUCACUUCUUGAAGAACGUCCUCGUGUAUUAACUUUUGUUUAUUCACGUGUACUAGAAGAUUUACGUGCACGUUCUGAACGUAUGAUUACACGUGAAAAUUUCGAAGAUGGAUUAAAUUUCUUAAAAAAUACAAAUAAAAUUGAUUGGGCUGGAAAUACUAUACGUAAACGUUAGAAAAAACAACAACUUUUAAGUAUCUUUUUUUGUAUGCAACUUUUUCUAUUUAAAAAAAACAAACAAACAAUGAAAACCUUUACACAAAAAAGGUGCAGAUUUUCGUUUUUUUUUGGUAUUUUUUUGUUCGUUUAAAUAAAGUGUUUAUUACCUUAGAU